AUGGUGAACCCAAAUCUGACCAACCCUUAUCGCAAAGAAGCGGAACUGUUGGGCAUCGAAUUUAACAUGGAAACAAUGAAAAAACUUAUGCAAGCUCAACAGCUUCCUGCCCAUGAUAUUAAAUAUGAGUCACUUCGUGUUACUGAAUGGUGGCAAGUGGAAGAAGUCUUCUCCAUGUGUGCUAAGUUUGUACCGGAAUCCCGGUCUGUCAUAUCAGAUGUUCUUAAAAUAAUCAACAUUGAAGACCCAGAAGCCUCUCUAAUAAUUAAACCACUGAAUAUUAGCCAGAGUUCUGCUAUAGAAAACGUAGACGCAACUCUUGUUCAACAGUUGCAAACUUCGACGCUCCAAGCAGAAUUGGAUGAACAAAGUCUAAGGGUAAAUGAUGGAACCAAUGCAUGCACAUUCCUUGCAAUUGCUAUGUGUGACGCGUUGUUGGACUGUCAAAGACCUAUUUCUGACCGAAAUGAAUCUUUGACUCACGUCACAGGACUGGCUGAGGACCUGAUAAAAACACUACCAAAAAAGAUAAAUUGUUUUAGAAACAUUUCUGAGAAGUAUGAACUAUCUAAGACUAAGGACAUUCUUGAGUAA
This is a messenger RNA of Paramuricea clavata, 594 nucleotides long. Lineage: Eukaryota; Metazoa; Cnidaria; Anthozoa; Malacalcyonacea; Plexauridae. The record is from the annotation of a GenBank genome assembly.